UUUUUUUUUAAAAAAAAGGAUAGUUUUUUUCACCAAUGAAAAGAUAGAAACCGAUAUAAUGCUUUAAAAACACCUGUAUCAAUCCUGGCUUCUGCGUUACCAAGGCGAUAAGGGAUUCCCCUUCAAUGCGUAAUUAUAGGAUUGGUACGUUGUACGGAGGAAGGAAGUUAGAUAAGGCUGUUUAUAUAAUGUUUUUUCUCAAAUAAGAGAUUAAAUAAUACAUUUUGUAACUCAAAGUGAAAACGAUUUUCGUUCUGCUUUGUUGAAUGCAAAAGCGGAAUGGAAUGACUUUCGUUCUUUUUCAUGAAGAAUAUAACCGAGUAAUGAUGCUGAAGUAAUCUGUAGAAGUUUACUGAAUAAGCUAAAGAUUUUAUUAUUUCAUCAAAUAAUUGAUCGAGAAUAUUGUAUUCUUUACAUUAUCUGCUAAGUUUACAUGAGAAAUUAGAAGGAGAAGUUGCAAUACCGUGAAAGACAAUGUAUGAUUAGAAGACAGAUUCGUUUUGAAUGAUAUAUGUGAUAUCAAGAGAUUUUACUCCUUUAGGAAUUUCCAUUUAGCAAAAUAAACAGAACAAAGGUUUAACAAAAAUUGUCCUUUGCAAAAAACAUUUGACGAAGGUUUACAUUACUAAUUUGUUUCUCCAAAAAUGGCUGCCACUUUGGACAGUUUGGAAUUCGAGGACGUCGAAUUCGAUGAUGUCCGCCUGAACAGCAUUAAAAACUAUUAUAGAGAAGUUCCUGGAUUAAAAACACAGCGUUUAAAUGAAGUGAGGAGCUUACUUACAGAAAUUUCUAAUUUACGACCAUGCCUGGAUGAUAGCUUUUUGCUUCGAUUUCUUAGAAGUGCGAAAUAUCGUCCGCUGACUGUAUUGAAAAGACUUAAAACAUAUUACUUCAGUCGUAAUCUUUAUCCGGAAAUUUUCCAGAAUUACCUUCCGAGUAACACUUUGCGUGCUCAAGCGCUGAAUCACAUCAAAGCCCUUCCUUACAGAGCCAAAAACUUAUCAGCUAUAGUUGUUAUUAAACUAGGGCAAGCGGAUUUCCAACAAGUACCAUUCACAGAAGUACUGCGACUGUGGUGGUUGGUGUUUGAAACUCUGAUGCAGAAUCCCAUGACACAGCUCUGUGGUAUAACUGUCAUUAUUGACUGCGAUGAUGCUUCCCAAGAUGACAUGUCAGAAAUUAAUACUUUUCUGCCAGUUUGUUUUGAUGUGUUCCAUACUGAUUGUACUUUGGGUAUAAGAUAUUUGCAUGUCGUCAAUGUACCUGCACUUCUGUAUCUUCUGUAUCAAAAUAUGCUCCCUUCAUUUCCUCCAGAAGAUUAUCACCAGGCAGUGUUUUAUUUGCCUGACUCGGAUUUAGAAGAGCUGCAUAACCAAGUGUCUCUAGAUUAUUUGCCAGAAGAAUAUGGAGGGAAAUUGUCUCCUUCCAGCUAUGUGGACCUCAACUCGAUGGUGAAUGAGAAGGAGGACUACUUCCGAGAACAUUUGCAAUAUGGAGUAUUAAAUGAUGAACUGGAGUUGGACUGAUUGUCUCUCUAUUAUGUAGGAAGCUUCAGAAGAUUUUGAAAUUGUUAUAAGGAAACUUCUUCAUGAACUGAUCAUCACAUUCAAAGUAAUCUUAGGUAUUGCAAUCCAGUGUUUGUACUCUUUAUGCAAUUGAACCCCUUAUGCCCACUCUGAUCAUAAGAUCGCAUUUGUAUAGGCUAUUGAUAAAAUAUUCAAUAACGUUGUAGGUACAGUCAAAAACACAGAUUUCCUCAUUUGAAUUCAAACUGAUGCUGCUAUUGGAAUUUGAGAUGAUUUUAUUAAAACAUGAAAUAGGCGAAGAAUUAAACUUAACAUCACUGUACUGAUAUUCUUGUUAGAUUAAUUUCAUUUCGAAUAGUGCACUGCAACGAAACAAUAUAAAGACACAAUUAGAAGAAAUCGCAUUCUUAAGAACCGAACGCAAAUGUUCGCAAAACUUUGCCGACAAUUAUUCACUGUUGAACUUUAAGAGAAAAUAUAAAAUAAAGUACAAGGUGUUCAAAAUUCCCCUUACCCUCUAGAUCGUGCCCCCCCCCCGCUACUCUGAGCUCUCUAUACAUCGGACUACUCUCUGUAAAGGCUUCAAAAUUGUUGUACAUAUUAUUCAAGAUAUGAGGAAACAGACUAAACAAAAAAAAAAUAUUUCCAGAAACACGGAUAGAGAUAGAAAAUAUAUUGAAAAGACACAAAAUACGCACUUGUAGCACAUUUUAUUCGAAGUAUUAAACAUUCAAUCACAAGGACCUUAUCGAUGCAGGUGAAACUGCUCAAUAUGGUUCCCCUUUGAAAGAUAUAAAUUCUGCAUUCUGUGGAUUGCUUGUUCAACUGAGGAUCGUAAUUGGUGGGCCGAAAUGCUUCUCACAUGCAGAGUGAUAUUGUCUUUCAAAUAUGCCAAGGUCAGGACCUCACAGCCAAAAAUAUCAGAGAUUAAGAUCUGAAGAAUGAGAUAGAUAUGUUAUCAAUAGAAAAAUAAAAAGGAAAAAUUUCAUACUGCAUGUGCUUAUUUUUUGUGAUUAUGUGUCUUUUCAGCAUAUUUUCUGUUAUACAGCGUCAUCUAUCGGUAUUUCAGAAAUUAAUUUUUUUUUGUGUGUAAUCCGUUUCCCUAUAUCUUGAAUAUUGUGUUCAACAAUUUUGGAGCUUUUACACUGAGUAGUUCGCUGUACAGAGAGCUCAGAGUAGGGGUGUUUUAAUUUUGACCACCUUGUAUUUUAAUCUUGAUCUGCAGUUUCUUUAGUUUGAUUUAUACAGCAAGCGUGUUCAAUGUUAACAUCUUGAUUUUGUGGUGAUUUUGCAAUAGUUAUUUUGUAUCAGUCAAUUGUCAUCUGUUAUUAUAUGAUGUUGUUGUGAUUUGUUGCUAUAGUGAUUUUUGAGUCUUUAUAUUAUAUUAUAUGAUUUUUUCACCUUUAUAUUAUAUUUUGAAUGACUAGUCUAGACUUUUCAUAUUAUGCUGAAAAUGAUGUCAACAAUGACGAAAGUCUUUUGAUAGAAAUGUAGUGAUUAGAGAGAUAUUAUUUCAAUUUACUUAUGAGGACGGCUGUCAAAAAAUGUUUUUAAAUACUGUAGAAUAAUGAUGGAUUUGUUCAUUGGACAUUUUUAAAUGUUGUUUUAUUUAGAAUGCGUUGAUAUAAGUUUGUUCAGUGAAAAACUAUUUUCUUUGUACUGUUUGUGAAAGACAACAAAAUGAAUCCUUUUGUUUUCUGUGAA
Messenger RNA from Argiope bruennichi, 3230 nucleotides. Its product is annotated as alpha-tocopherol transfer protein-like. The transcript is spliced from 8 exons. The record is from RefSeq and is a predicted model, not a curated record. Gene Ontology annotation, cellular component: membrane. Bases 645 to 1526 code for a protein of 293 amino acids. Gene Ontology annotation, molecular function: phosphatidylinositol bisphosphate binding. Lineage: Eukaryota; Metazoa; Arthropoda; Arachnida; Araneae; Araneidae.